ACGUCACCGUCAGUGUCACUGUCACUGUCAUUCGCGUCGAACGACUUCGUAGCGUAGCGUUGUUUUUCGUUCAUGCAUUGUGUUUUUUGUGAACAAGGAUUUAUAUUGCUUAUUAACGCAAUAAUUUUCUCGUGAACUAACAUAAUUGUACACAACUCAUAAUGAUCAUCCCAGUUCGGUGUUUCACGUGCGGAAAAGUCAUUGGCAACAAAUGGGAGGCCUACCUCGGGCUUCUGCAAGCCGAGUACACUGAGGGUGAUGCCUUGGAUGCCCUCGGUCUAAAGAGGUACUGCUGCCGUCGCAUGUUGCUCGGACAUGUGGACCUCAUGAGAAACUUCUCAAUUAUGCGCCACUAGAGAAAUAAGCUAAACAUAUAAGUAGGUUAUAAAAUUGUAAUUUUUAAUUUGGAUUUUGUUUCUAUUAACCAGAAUUCAUUCCUUUUACAAAUCAUUUGAUGAAUGCGUGAUUUUCUGGAUUAUUUAGGCGUAAUUUUCAUCGCUGAGCAGGAUGUUAUAUCAACAUGCCAAUUGUUCAUUAUUCCGAAAACGUCAUACAAAUGACGCCCAACUGUCCGAUCUCUGAUGAUGACUCUAUAAAGUUUCAACAUUCUACAUAGGCAAGUGAAAUACUACUUUGUGCACUAGUGCGAGAAAACAGCACCAUAUUUCAUUGACGUCAUCAGGUUAAUUGUCUAUGAGAUUAGUGUGAAAUGUGUAUGACUCAUGGAAAAGGUAACAGCAUUGUGAAAUGUUAAGACUAAACUGCAUAUAAACAUGUGGUAAUGGUAAUAAACUAAGAUAAGAGAUA
This is a messenger RNA of Leguminivora glycinivorella, 807 nucleotides long. It is a transcript of the gene Rpb10, whose product is annotated as DNA-directed RNA polymerases I, II, and III subunit RPABC5. Gene Ontology annotation, molecular function: DNA binding; DNA-directed RNA polymerase activity; zinc ion binding. Gene Ontology annotation, biological process: transcription by RNA polymerase I; transcription by RNA polymerase II; tRNA transcription by RNA polymerase III. NCBI's taxonomy places the organism in Eukaryota, Metazoa, Arthropoda, Insecta, Lepidoptera, Tortricidae. The record is from RefSeq and is a predicted model, not a curated record. Bases 162 to 356 code for a protein of 64 amino acids. The transcript has 3 exons. Gene Ontology annotation, cellular component: RNA polymerase I complex; RNA polymerase II, core complex; RNA polymerase III complex.